AUGACAAAUUCUGAAAAAGCCGAUGAUAAUUCUGUUAUUGUCUUGCUCAAUAUUCGUGAAUAUUUAACUUUUUUCAAUUGCAAGAAUCCGCCUUUUGACGUGGUUAUUCAGAAACCAAAUGGUAGCUUCAGCCAUUUUGGCACUGGCCCAUUGUGGCAAUCGUGGCUGGCUAAAAAGCUCAACUUCACUUAUUCCUACCGAUAUUUGAUUUCAAACAAAACGAUGAUCGAGAAAUAUGGCGAAUCGACUAUCGAGCUGUGUCUUCGUCUAGUGGCAGAUAAUGAAGCUGAUGCAUGUGGCAAUGGGAUAAUCGCUACCCCGGAAAGAAAAAAGAAUUUGGAUUUUUCUUAUUUCGUUUGGACAGAACCGUACUCCAUGGUGGUACCUCAACCCGAGGAGGAGCCGCGACUCUUUGCUUUCGUUCGGCCAUUUCAGCCACCAGUCUGGCUACUCCUUUUUAUAACCAUAAUCGCAGUGGUGUUUUCAAUGAGUCUGUUUUCAAAAAUUUCCAUCUCCACCUUGAAAAAUAAUUCCCAUGGAGGGUUGAAAUUCAGUAAGCAAUCGACAACAUUGUUCAACUUCGCCAGCUCUUACUUGGUGUAUGUUAUAAACAUAAUAACAAAUCAAGGUGGUAACAUUCCUGUAAUCCGUUUUUCGUUCCGGAUUCUUGUCGGAGGUUGGCUGUUGGUGGCUACGGUUUUAGUCAAUAGUUAUUCUGGUACUGUCGUUUCAUACCUAACCGUCCCUAAAAUGAAACCGCCCAUCAACACAUUUGAAGACUUGGCCAAUAGCAAAGAUGUUGGAAUCUUAAUCAAAGAAGAUGUUGUCAUCGGCUUACAAAUAUUGGCAGCUCAAUCAGGAGUUCUUAAAACUCUAGCGGAUCAAGCUCGACGCAAUCCAGAUCAGAUUUUUAAAGAUCAAUCGAAAAUCGACGUUCGUUUAGCUAGUGGGCAUUACGCUUAUGCUUUUCUUCAAACGUACUGCAAAUUUUUCAUCGCUAACCAAUUGAAAAAGGAUGGCAUCUGCCGAUUCAAAAUGACGGACCCCCUAUCGUUUGACAAUGGAUUCUGGUCAAUCGCCUUUCGAAAGGACAGCAAGAUCACGGCGAAUAUAAAUGACGCGUACAUUCAUUUAAUUUAA
This is a messenger RNA of Daphnia pulex (common water flea), 1140 nucleotides long. Its product is annotated as glutamate receptor ionotropic, delta-1-like. Gene Ontology annotation, molecular function: ligand-gated monoatomic ion channel activity. Gene Ontology annotation, cellular component: membrane. The transcript has 7 exons. Lineage: Eukaryota; Metazoa; Arthropoda; Branchiopoda; Diplostraca; Daphniidae. The coding region runs from base 1 to 1140 and encodes 379 amino acids. The record is from RefSeq and is a predicted model, not a curated record.